This is a messenger RNA of Sclerotinia borealis F-4128, 843 nucleotides long. NCBI's taxonomy places the organism in Eukaryota, Fungi, Ascomycota, Leotiomycetes, Helotiales, Sclerotiniaceae. The record is from the annotation of a GenBank genome assembly.
AUGUGCAAACGACUAUGGGUUAUGUUCGCUGGCUGUAGGGAUAUACGUACUUCUGAACGCCGCUGUGUGCGAAACCCGGUAGAGAAACCGCUAGAACAUUGCGAUACUCGCCGUUACGAUCACGACCCAACGAUGAUGUUCUUGCCAGGAAGAUGUUUUGAAUGGGAAGUAAAGGAUGAUAGCGGUGUGAUGAUGUCAGAACAUACAUGGAUUGUGUGCAGUGACAAUUGGUAUCGUGAAGGUAUACCAUCUGUCGUAGAUGGUACCGCACCAGUAGCGAUUCGUUCCAGCAGCCUUUCACAUCCCACUGCCCGGCAGAUGGAUAAUUCGCUCCAAGAAGAAAUUGUUCAGAGAGAUCGUGGACAGGACGCACAGAAGAUCGAAGCUCCAAAAGCAAGAUAUAUAGGAUCUUUCGAGCGGGAAAUAAUCGUUGCAGGAAUCAACAGCUUACCUACACACAUCUUUCAAGAAGUAUGCAAUAUGAUGCUACAAGAUCAACCAGAUGUGGAAAUCGAUCGAGACGGUAUCAUGAGAUUAGACAUGGCAUUGGUUCCACAACACAUCCUUCGGAUAAUGUACGAAGCCAUCCAGCAACAUCUUCCAGAGGUUGAGGCUAGUGUUGGAGAGGCACAUCAAAACAAGAAUGAUAAUUACAGCAUCGAGAAAGCUAUCAAUGAAGUAGAAGAUGGCAUAUCUGGUGGUAUUGAGCGUGGAAGAGGCUCCGUGUCCGCACACAACUCUCGUUCCAAGUACCUUGUAUGGGUACAUCCACAGAUUAGCGUUUUGUUCAGAGUACUUGGGGCGGAAGAAACCUGUAUCGAUGAUGCUCUCAUAGAUAACUGA